Gastrolobium bilobum is the source of this 1674-nucleotide messenger RNA. Its product is annotated as MLO-like protein 2. The coding region runs from base 1 to 1674 and encodes 557 amino acids. The transcript has 15 exons. Gene Ontology annotation, cellular component: membrane. Gene Ontology annotation, biological process: defense response. Lineage: Eukaryota; Viridiplantae; Streptophyta; Magnoliopsida; Fabales; Fabaceae. The record is from RefSeq and is a predicted model, not a curated record.
AUGGAACAAGUUCCUCAGAAAAAGUUGGAGCAAACACCAACUUGGGCUGUUGCUGUUGUGUGCUUUGUGAUGCUUACUAUUUCAAUCAUCAUUGAACAUGGCAUUGAAGGUAUUGGAAAGUGGUUAAAAAAGAAACACAAAAAGGCUCUUCAUGAAGCGCUCGAAAAGGUCAAAGGAGAGCUUAUGCUGCUUGGAUUCAUAUCCUUGCUCCUAACAGUGUUUCAAGAUCACAUUUCUGAUAUCUGCAUAUCAAAACAAGUUGCAUCCACUUGGCAUCCUUGUAAUCCGAAUGUCAAGAGUAAAGAUCCAAAAGGAUAUUUUGACAAAUGCGCAGAAAAAGGCAAAGACAAAGUUGCUUUUGUGUCUGAAUAUGGGAUUCACCAGCUCCAUAUAUUCAUCUUUGUGCUUGCUAUUUUUCAUAUCCUACAAUGCAUCAUAACACUAACUUUGGGUAGAACUAAGAUGGCAAAGUGGAAGGCGUGGGAAGAUGAAACAAAGACCGAUGAACAUCAGUUCUACAAUGAUCCUGAGAGGUUCAGGUUUGCAAGGGAUACAACGUUUGGAAGAAGACACUUGAACUCAUGGAGUCGAUCACUAAUUUCCUUAUGGAUAGUUAGCUUUUUCAGACAAUUCUAUGGAUCAGUUGAUAAAGUUGACUAUAAGGCAUUACGGCAUGGAUUUAUUGUGGCCCAUUUGGCACCGGAAAGUGAAGCAAAAUUUGAUUUCCAAAAGUAUAUCAGUAGAUCACUUGAAGAGGAUUUUAAAGUUGUGGUGGGAAUAAGUCCAACCAUAUGGUUCUUUGCGGUGCUAACCCUGCUCACAAAUACUAAUGGGUGGUAUCCUUAUUUUUGGCUUCCAUUUAUCCCAUUAAUUAUAAUCUUAUUGGUGGGUGCUAAGCUACAAAUGAUCAUAACAAAGAUGGGACUGAAGAUUCAAGAAAGAGGGGACGUGGUCAAGGGUGCACCUUUGGUUGAGCCUGGUGAUGACCUGUUCUGGUUCAGUCGCCCUCGCCUUGUUCUCUUUUUGAUUCAUCUUGUUCUCUUUCAGAAUGCAUUUCAACUGGCAUUUUUUGCUUGGAGCACAUAUGAUAAUGGGUUCAGCAUAAAUUCUUGCUUCCACCGAACUACUGCAGAUAUUGUCAUUAGACUUACAAUGGGGGUUGUCACUCAAGUUCUGUGCAGCUAUGUGACUCUGCCUCUUUAUGCUCUAGUCACACAGAUGGGUUCAACCAUGAAACCCACCAUUUUCAAUGACAAGGUAGCAGCAGCACUAAAGAACUGGCACCACACAGCUAGAAAGCAUGUGAGACACAACAAGGAUACAAAUUCAAAUUCUAACACACCAUUCUCAAGCAGGCCAGCAACACCAACACAUGACAUGUCACCAGUUCACCUACUUCACAAGCACACUGGUCACAGUGAUAGUCCACUAGCUUCUCCAAGGGCAUCAUCAUCAUUCAAUCAUGGAAAUGAACUGUGGGAUGUUGAAGGGUCAUCUUCCCAUAGCAACCAUGCAAGAGGUCAUGAAGAGACCCUGGAGAUGCAUGCUCUGGAGCCACCUACGACAGAAUUUCCUCCUUCUGGACUACAUCCUAUUCGAGCUCAACAUGAAAUCAGCAUUAGUUUAUCAGAAUUUUCAUUUAGCCAUGGGAAGGCACACACUAGUAGAGAUUAG